Closterium sp. NIES-67 is the source of this 3976-nucleotide messenger RNA. Lineage: Eukaryota; Viridiplantae; Streptophyta; Zygnematophyceae; Desmidiales; Closteriaceae. The record is from the annotation of a GenBank genome assembly.
AUGGCGAUCGGGCCGCAGGAGCGCGACGCGGCGCGCAACCUCGUGUCGAGCGCGCACUUCUCGUGGAUGCUGCAGUACGCCGUCGACUACGCCAUCUGCCGCUGCGCCGCCGCCGCCGCAGCCGCUGACGCUGACCUGGCGCCGAUCGAGAACUGCCACGUGGCGAAAGCGGCGCGGGUGUCGGAAGACGCGGAACGGUGCAGGGGCACGGCGGGGCCCGCCGCGGAGGGGGACGAGGGCGGGAGCGCGGGAACGAGAACGGGCAUGGCGGGUUCUGCGGAGAGAGGCGGGGAGGCUCCGCCGUCCAUGGCCGCCGCUGCGGCAGCCGCCGAAAGCACGAGAAACCCCCAAUCUACUGGGCUAGGGGGUGCGAGAAUUUCAUCUCUCCAGGUCGGAUCGCCGGGAAACUCGCCGGAAAGGGAAAGCAGCAGUCGCACAUUAGACUCCCCCAGAGCCGCUUCUCAUGUCUCCGGUUCUGAUCGCUCCGGUACCUUGGUCGCCGAGCUCGACGAUCGAGCGUCGUCGAAUGCGGCGUCGCGUGCGACGUCGUACAGGCGCUCUGCGACGCUGGGUGCGAUGGAUCUUCACCGGAUCAUCGCUGCGACUGGCGGGAGGCGGUUGCGUGCGACCACGGGCAGCGAUCAAGAAAGGGGUGGAAGCGAUAAAGAGAGGGGUGGAAGCGAUAAAGAGAGGGGUACAGAUAGGAAUCAGAGCGGUAGAGACACGGGUGAGAGCGGUCGAGAGAGGGGAGGGAGCGAUAAAGAGACGAGUGACGUGAGCAGCGUGACUGUAGAGGUACGGCAGAGUAAGGAGUUUAGUCUGGCCGCACUCGAUAGUAGAACAAGAACGAGCAGCGGCGGCAACAAGAACAGCUGCAGCAGUGCAACCACCGUUAGUGGCACAAGCUAUACCCCUACUGGCAGCUCCGAUAGUAGCUCCUGCAGCAGCGGGAUGUACAGUAGCGGUUUUCUCGACGAGGGGACAGGCAGGUUUGGUUACGCGAGUCGUAACAAAGACAACACCUGCAAGAAUGAUGCUUUUUUUGUUAAUUCGAAAAAAGGCAAAAGUGACAGCGACGUAAUGAAGGGCCGGAAACAGGGGGGGUGUAAUAAGAAUGUGGAGGAACAGGAGAAGGGGAGAAAAGGGUGGAUCGUGAGACACAGUGACCAGGCAGGUGGGGAAGGAAGGGGGGAAGGAAAGGGGGAGGUUGCGGGAAGUGCAAAACAGGCUGGUUUACGGAGCCCACAUUCGCCAUUGCACGGCAUUUUUCGGCUUGUGCUGAACUCUUCCUGCUUCACUCCACAUGAAGAGCGCUUUACCUCGGGUGGAAAAGAGGCAGAAGCGGCAGAACAGGGCACUGCCAAGGGCACCAGAAAAGGCAUUGGACGCACAGGGGGUUGCUUAGGAGGCUGGAACAGAGGGUUUGUGGCGGGCAGUGGGAAAGAAACAGAGUUUGAAGAUUCUAGUUUGAAGAAUUCUGAGGAGGAAGGGGGUGGGGAAGCAGCAUCAGGGCACGGAGGGGCGGAGGCAAGCAAGGGUGUGAUCCAGGAUCUUCAGCAGCAGCAGCAGCAGCAUAAGCCACAGCAGCAGCAGCAGCAGCAGCAGGAUGUUACUGACACGUGCUCCCAGGAUGUGUUCAGUUUCCUUCGCGACCCGCGGCUCACCUCCACUGUGCCAAAAGAAGGAGCCGCUUGGAACACAUAUGAUAGCAGCACAGGCGCUACAGCAUCAGACCGCUACAGCAGCAGAGACGCUACAGUAGCAGACCGCUACAGCAGCAGAGGCGCUCCAACACCAGAUGCACGCCUGUAUUCCAGCUCUCCCCCACAUACCAGCCUCCGUGUGGACGUACCUGGAGAAGGUGCUAUCUGUGUCAGAGAAGGGUUGGCUGAUAGUGAUAGAGCUAUGGAGGGGGACAGCACAAGGUGCAGGCAGCCGGACCAGCAGGAAAAGAGGCAUUUGAUCUCCCACCCUGCAUCUGCCCCUGCCACCCCUACAGAAGCAGCCAAACCUGUCCUGCUGUGCCGAGACCCCACUCUCUCUGACCGCCUGGCACCUUGUGGUGGGGAUGGCGGUCAGCAGCAGCAGGAGAGGCAUUCGCCCUCCGCCCCUGCGUCUGCUCCUUCCUCCCCCACACGUGAUCCUGCCGCCCCUACAGCAGCAGCCAAGCCUGUCCUGCUGCCUAGAGGCCCCACUCUCUCUGACCACCUGCCGCUGUGCCAUGGGGAGGGCGGCCGGCAGAGGGAUGAGGGGAUGCACGAAGGGGUGGUGGGGACGGAUGGGGGGGAGCGGACGCAAGGGCUUGUGCAGGGCGGGUUCCAGGCUGUGCAGCAGGUGCAGCAGCAGCAGCAGCAGCAGCAGCAGCACCAGCACCACCACCACCACCAGCAGCAGCAGGGUCAGAAGCAGCAGCAGCAGCAGCAGCAGCAAGGGAGGAGGAAGGGGAUGACUCGUUGUGUGUCGAUGGGCAUUCCCAAGCUCUCAGCCUCCUUCAGCCACAUCCCCCACCUCAGUAACUUUGACUGGACCGCUGACGCUGCAGUUUCGGCUGCCGAUGCUGAUGCCAGUGCUAUUGCUGCCGCAUCUGAUGAUGCUGCUGCUGACUUUGGUGCUGCUGGUGCUGCUGGUUUUGCUGGUGCUGCUGCUGGUGGCUUGGGGGCUGGUUCAACCACGGCCGUGCAUGUGCCAUCGGUCAGCUUCAGCUCCCACAGGGGUGUAAGCAUGAGGGAACUGCCUGGCGCCACACAUAGCCAUGGCUUUAAGAGGGCGUUAGGCAAGAGCUCGAGCUACGAGACUGGCUCGACUGUCUCAAACAGGGGCGCUGGAGCGUCCCUUACGUCCCUUACAGCUCAUGCAGAGGUCGUUGCAGGGGUGAUGCAGAACAAUCCACACGCUGUCCAUGGCUUUAAGAGGGCUUUGGGCAAGAGCUCCAGCUACGAGACUGGCUCAACUGCCUCAAACAGGGGCUCUGGGGCGCCCCUUUCGUCCCUUACAGCUCAUGCAGAGGUCGUUGCUGGGGUGCCGCGGAACAUCCCUCACGCUGGCCAUGCUCCCAAGAGGGCGUUAGGCAAGAGCUCCAGCUACGAAACCGGCUCUGCAGGCGCAAGCAGGGUCGUUGGAACACCUGCUGCGUCCCUUAAGUCCCUCACAGCUUAUGCUGAGGUCGUUGCUGGGGUCCCGCCCACUGGCCGUGCUGGGUUUGUUGCUGCGGCGGUGUCGCAGGAAUUCACGUCCCGGAAAUUUACACACGAUGCUUUGGCCCAUGAGGAAGAGACACGCACGGACGAAGAUCUCUUCCCCGCCCUAGCAGAGACUGACACUGGGGUCUCCCCUCCACCACCCUCGCAGCCGUCCCCAUUUCUCGCAGCAAUCAUAUCAUCCUCCCCUGGCUCCUGCUUGCUGACAAGCACCCAUUCCCAUUCUCUUUCCUCCGUAAAGCCCCCCACUCCGUCGCUCACGAUCGCCUCCCCUUCCUGGCAGCCGGAGCCGCCAUCCCGCCAGCUGUCGCGCUCCCGUUCGUCCAACUCUGCCGCCGCAGCGGCCCGUGCUUCCCCGUCGCCCCGCCUGCUGCCGUCGCCAUCCACUCUCUCUGCAAGGAAGAGAGCCGGUGCGAUUUCCUCUGCUACUCCUCCCUACGUUGUGGCCCAGAAGAGUGAUGCCGCAACUCGGAAGGACGAUGCCUUGACCCAGAAUAAGGAUGCCUUGGUUGUGAGGAGAGAGGAGGGAGCGGGGAGGCUCUUCGAUGUGGAGGAGGGUGAGGAGGAUGAGGAGCAACCUGUGUUUGGGUCGUCAGGGAAAAGUAGAUCUUUGACUCACAGAAGACGAGCAUCUUUACCCUUGUUGCCGUUACCUGCACAUGUGUAGAGGAACAGGAAGUGAGAUAGCACCAGCAUGAAGAGAAAAAGAACCUAGGAUUUCUACGGCAUGUGGGGUAUUAAACAACAACGCAUUUGUUUCAUAAAAGAAUGUACGUUUG